UGAAGAUGAAACUAUUCGGUGUAAUGAGCAAGAACAUGUCGAACAUAAAGAGAAAAAAAAUGAAAAAGGUGAUGGUGACAUUAUAUUUGAGGCAAUAGAAGAUGAAAAUUCUUCAAGAGAAAAACUCGAUGAAAAAUCUCCAUCAACUGAUGAAGAUAUUCAUCUCCCUAUCGACGGUGAACGAACUGAAAAAUGUGAAUGUACAACUUCAUCAAUAAAUACAGUUGAUGAUGAAUGCAAUAAUAUGUUACCUAUCACUGAAGGCGAUCGACUAUUUAAUCUUGUUAUUCAUCUUCAAUCAGUUAGUGAAAAAAAUUCAAAUGAAAAACCUGUUGGUAUGUCUAAUUUUCGUGUUAAACAUCGUUUACAUCACCAUUCAAAAACGAAUACUUUUGGACAUUGGAGAAGAGCAAUGAAAAAAGCUUUUGAACUUAAAGAUCCAUGGGAAGAUUUUAAAGUUGAUAAUUAUCCAGAAGAAAUCGUUAUAUGUCAUGAAUUUGAUCCAAUUAAACGUAAAUGGCAUACAAAUCAAAUUACAGUUAGAAUUGAAUCAAAACCAUUUGCACAUGGAAGUAUGAGGGAAUGUUUUCGAUUAAAAAAGAUCUCAAUUUUUUCAACUAAUCAUGAUUGGGAUCGUUCAAGUAAUUAUAUUGCUAAACGAUAUAUUGAUGAUAUACCAAUGACACGAUAUUUUGAUGAUGUUAUGAUGCAAAUGACAACAAAAUUAUGGGCAGCACAUUAUAAUCAACAUAAUCCACCGAAAAAAGUUGAUAUUAUUCAAAUGAGUGUAUUAGAAUUUAAAGAUCGUGCUGGUCGACCUUAUUAUCAUUUAGAACGAUUUAUUGACGGCGAUUAUAUAAAAUAUAAUUCAAAUAGUGGUUUUGUUUGUGAGGACCCUACUCUACGUUAUACACCACAGGUUUCUCUUUGUUUUGUUUUUUUU
Messenger RNA from Rotaria sordida, 943 nucleotides. Lineage: Eukaryota; Metazoa; Rotifera; Eurotatoria; Philodinida; Philodinidae. The record is from the annotation of a GenBank genome assembly.